Molecule: messenger RNA, 11564 nt
Organism: Pygocentrus nattereri (red-bellied piranha)
Lineage: Eukaryota; Metazoa; Chordata; Actinopteri; Characiformes; Serrasalmidae
Gene: igsf9a
Product: immunoglobulin superfamily, member 9a
Exons: 22
Coding region: 302-5104 (1600 amino acids)
Biological process (GO): cell-cell adhesion
Molecular function (GO): protein binding
Source: RefSeq, a predicted model, not a curated record
AGUCGAGUUGCUGGAAGUGCUGAAAGUUUGUGUUUCCGACGCAACUGGUGUGCUCGCAGCAGGGGAAGCUCGGUUUAAUAAAGCUUAUCUGCAGGAUUUCUACCCGAGAAACUCGGUUUAAAUGUGUGGAGAACCUUCCCGGGAGCUCCGUGUGAUGAGGAUAUCAGCUCGGCUGCUGGAUUCAUCAGCACUGCUGGAGUAACAGAUGAUCACUGGGCUUCUUUUCCGCAGCUCGAGGAUGUUCUGAGUGUCGGUCUCACGCGCCCAUAUGGAGCUGUGUGAGGCUGUCUGAAUAUCUGUCAUGGCAAUGAAAAGGCUUCCACUACCUGAACUCAUCAUUACUGCCGUGGUCUUUGUAUUUGGUGUAGCCGAUUGUGUGGGUCCGACGGUGUGGGGGAAACAAGGUGGUUCAGCUUUACUGAAGUGCAGCCUGGCUCCAGCUGAAGGCUCUUCAGCCCCUCUGCACGUGGUGGAGUGGGUCCGCCAGGGCUACGACAUACCAGUCCUCAUCAAAUUCGGAUCAUACGCACCACGAGUGCACCCCAGCUAUGAAGGUCGAGUGUCUCUCUCUGGUGGAACAACUCUAAAGGUGAUGGGCUUGGUGCUAGAAGAUGAGGGCUGGUACGAGUGUCGCAUUCUGCUGCUGGACAAACCAUCUGAUGAGACACGGAAUGGGAGCUGGACGCUGUUGUCGGUCACAGCUCCGCCUGUCUUUGCUGAAGCUCCGCCUCCAGUCACAGAAGCCUUCGUUGGUAGACCAAUCACGCUGAAGUGUGUCGCCCGUGGCAACCCUCCACCCUCCAUUAAAUGGCAUAAGGAUGGAGUUCUAAUGAAACAGAGGGGCAGUGUAAAGAUUGUGAAUGGAAGUCUGUCGGUUGGCUCAGUGAGCAGACAGACAGCAGGACGAUAUCAGUGCCAGGCCUCAAACAGUGAAGGAAAUGAGACUCGCACCACACAGCUCAGUGUCAAAGGUCCUCCUGUUAUCAUAACCCCCCCAAAGGACACGGUUCUCAACAUGUCCCAGAAUGCUUUGCUGCAGUGCCAGGCAGAGGCGGACCCUCCGAACAUGACGUAUGUGUGGAUGAGAGAGGAAGAGAAUGUGUACCAUAUAGAAUCUCUAAAGUCUCGUGUGAAGGUGAUGGUGGACGGCACUCUUCUUAUACCCAGUGUAAUCCCUGGGGAUUCUGGGAACUACACCUGCAUGCCCACUAACGGCCUUCCAGCUCCACCCUCUGCAUCAGCCGUCCUUACUGUGCAACACCCUGCGCUGGUGACUCAAAUGCCUGAUCAGACCUUCCUCCCGACGGGGAUGAGUGGGGUGAUCUCCUGCCCACUGGCCGCUGAACCCCCGCUGCUCAGAGUGGACUGGACUAAAGAUGGGAAAAUGCUGGACCUAGGAGCUUAUCCUGGAUGGACACUGACCUCAGAAGGGUCCAUUGUGAUAGCAACAGCUAAUGACGAUGCUGCUGGUGUUUACACCUGUACACCUUAUAACAGCUAUGGAACAAUGGGCCAGUCUAAGCCCACCACAGUCAUCUUACAGGAUCCUCCGUCUCUGCGGCUCUCUCCCCGUGAGGAGUACCGGCAGGACGUGGGCAGGACCCUACUUAUUCCCUGCCAGGCUGAUGGAGACCCCCCACCUAAAGUCACCUGGACCAAAAUUGGUUCCUCUACUCGUUCUCUGUACUCUGUAGCAGUGAAUGGCUCUCUGCUGCUGCAGCCUCUCAGUAAAGAGCACUGUGGACAGUGGGAGUGCAGUGUGGCGAACCGUGUAGCCACCAUCACAUCCAGAACGACAGUCUUAGUGCUGGGCACCAGUCCACAUGCUGUAUCCUCAGUGUCUGUAGAAGUCAGAGUGAAUCAGGCCAACAUCUCCUGGGAGCCUGGAUUUGAUGGAGGUUUUACACAGACAUUUACCAUCUGGCUAAAGUGUGCAUGCUCAGAAGGGGAUCAGCAGGAGUGGCAGUCAGUCCCUGGACCGUCCUCUGGCACCAGCCUCCUCGUCAGUGGCCUCUUUCCGUCCACAGAGUAUCAAUUCAGCGUUCUGGCUCAAAACAAACUAGGCAGUGGCCCGUUCAGUGAAAUCACCACCGUCAGAACUCUGAAUGCACUUCCUAUGGUGUCCGGGCUGGAGCCACCGACACUGCUGUCCUUCAAUCAAAGCUCUGAGGGCGUUUAUCUAUGGUGGGCAGCACCGUCAGCUCAGCAGCCGCCAAUCGACAACUUCAUCCUCCAGUCACGUCUCAAAGAGGGGGUGUGGCUAAACUUAGAUGAGGACAUCAGUGUCAAUCAGAGUGAAAUGCUUGUUCUGGGUUUACAAAAGAACUCUAACUAUGAGCUAAGACUUCUAUCUCGCCGUGGGGAGCAGCUGAGCUUGCCCAGUCGGUCCAUCAACGUGUCCACUGUGGGCUUGGGUCCGACUAGUUCUCGCCUCCUGGAGUUUGUUCCCCAGCCACUCCUGGCUGGAUUAAUGGGCGGAAUGGGAUUCCUAUGCCUCGCACUCCUGUUGGCUUUAGCCACGGUAUGUGUGAUUGGCCACAGGAGACGCCAGCGACGCAGAAAGAGGAUGGAGGACAUUCCUCCUGCUUUGCAUAAAAGCCCAUCUGUGAAAGCUGGCUUGGCUCCUGGCAGCCCUGACAGCGCCUUGAAACUCCUUCCAUCUCGCCCCAUCUCCAGCUCCUCCUCCUCUUCAGACCACUCCUCUUAUAGCAAGUUCAGCCACAGUGACUACCCUGGCCAGAGACAGCAGCUUCUGCCCUGUGCCCACCCUCCCUCCCACUCCCUACCUGAGAGUCAUCUUCACAAGUCCCCGAUCUCCAGUGUGGAGUUCAUUCACCGUGGCCCAGAUGGCCGCUUUGUGGUCGAACCUUUUGAAGAAAUUAGCACUUCAGCUCCUGCUGGACACAUGAAACCAAGGCAAGAACUUGCCCAGUCAUUGGUCAGAGCUGAGGAUGCCGUGAUUCGCAAAUCUCAGUCAAUACGAUCGUAUAGGGAUGAGAGACGUCAUCCUCCUUUCGUCCUGUCAGUGGACAUGCCAGCUUGUGGAUCUGACAUCUUUCCAUCUGGUAGAGUGCAAGCAAUGGCCAAACACCUUUCCCUGCGUGGCUGCUGUUCUCAAGAAGAGGAAUUUGCAAACAGGGCUCCAGACCAGUCAAGCCUUUUCUCAGAAAGCAGUGGUUCUGUGCUAUGCCCACAGUUGGACAAUAUGUCCCUGAAACGGGGCAGCACGCGUUCGACUGCCAGUACCCUAGUUUUGCAGAUGGAGCACGAAAGGGAACAGGGCAAUCUGAACCGCUGCCUAAAAUUGGCCCAAGAGAGAGAGGAACUGGAACGUGAGCUGCGCAAGUACUGUCUCAGUCAGGACACUGUCGUCCACUAUAGCAAGAAAGGGGGGUCACUCAGGGUUAAACAAAAGAAGGCCCCCGAGGUCAUGGAGGGGACAUUGUGGAAAGGUAGGGGAAUGGGAUCCUUGCAUAGUAAACAGUUGUCCAGCAGAGGUCACUGUCUUUCCAAUGACACCAAUAGUCUAGGAAUAAGAGCUUCUUCCUGUAUUCCGUGGGAGGCUACUCCUAUGAUGUCUACUAGUGACUUGGUACAGAGUGGCCAUGGCAGAGCUGGUGAGUGCUUGGAGGACUCUCAUUUGAUAUCAGUUCACCGGAGAUCCAGAAGUCUGGAACGAGGGGAGCAUCAGAAGUCCCAUACUAAUGACCGGAGGCGGAGACGAACCAUGAUUGAAGGUGCCCCUGUAUGUGUUGAGGGUGAACUCUUUUAUCCCACACUGGAAAGAGCUCAUUACACUGCGGAGGGCAGCCUGAAGAUUCCAGGGACCUACAGUCACAAUGAACACCGUAUUGUCCCCAGUGUGAGUAACUCAUUAGAUAAGCAGCAGGAGAGGAUCAGAGGGCAGGCUGGCCAUGCUGGUGAUUAUGUGGAGAUGUCUGUGGAUGAGCCAGAAGAGCAGACUCCACUCACAAGGUCCAUGAUAGACUGCAUUUGUGAUACACUAGAUUAUCAAAGACCUAGUUUAUAUCAGCUAGAAAGAGAGAGUCAGAUGGAAAAUGAUUCAGGCUACAAAACUAUUCGAAGAGGCUUAAGGAGGGAUCUGGGGAAGCUGAGUGAUCAGUCAAGCAGAACCUUGCCUUCCCAAAGGCAGACUCUCCACAAAAGUCUUAGCGUGGGUUCCCAGCAUGAGAAUCACCACAAGAGUACCCCUAGUUUGGACUCCAAAUUGUACAAGGAGCAGUUCUUGACCCCCGAUGCCUGGAUCGACUCACUGAGCUCCUCUCCUUUUACGUGUCGUCCUAGUUCAGAGCUACAGAAGCACCAUUUCAUUCCCAACAAGAAAACUGAUUCACAGGUGCCUUCAAAAAUUGAGCAACAAGACUCCCAUCCUCAGCCUGCCUCUAACUCCCUCGGUGUCUCUACCUUGGACCCCCACCAGCACCUAGACUCCAUGCAUCACAGUCCAACCACCUUGCCACUAGAGGGCUCCAGCUGGUCCCACUGCCACUCCUCACUAGACCAAAUGAGCCAGAGACAUGACGAACAGGAGGAGGAAGAUGGGCCAGAGGUGGAUGUGGAGAUCCGAGGGUACCGGGACAUGCCGGAACCUGAAGGGAGCUGCAGGAGCUAUGCUAGCCAGAGCAGCGGCAGGGGGAGCCUGGAUCAUCCCAGCAGCAGGCAGUCCCUAUCUCUCAGCCCCCCUCUUAUGAGCUCCCCUGAGACCACAGAGGAGAGUGACAGAGAUGACACAGCCUCGCACAAGCAGACUUUAAAGGAAUGUCCCAGGAGAGCCUCCGUGGAUGAAAACUAUGAGUGGGAUUCUCACUAUGUCUCCAUGCACCCUGCGGACCCGAAAGCUUCAGUCAGCACAGACGGCCUGGAAAGAAAGAUCCGGAGCGAGGAAAGGCAGAGGAGUCAUGCCGUGGACGACAGCAGGCCGGGCUUCAAAGAUGAGAAGAAAGGUCUUUUCCCCUCAGUCAGUUUGGCGGGUUCUGUGCCAGUGAGUGUUGUCCCCAGCUGUGAAGAGACUGCCCUGGCACAGGACAUCCUGCAUGGCUCCACGUGUUACCCAGACCCAGAGCCGGAUGCAGUGUUAUUCUGAGCUUCCACAGUAAGGACAUUUAAAAUUAUCUUCUCAAGCAGAAACAGAAGCCUGGGGAGCACUGCUGUAGUCCUCACACGCCCCAGUGGACUGAACAUUACUGGAAGUCGAUGGACUCUUUUACUUGCAGACCCAGAAAGCAUGUCUUCCUUUCUGUAGCUGAAGAGACUUUCACGCUGCAUGACGUUCAGCAGGAUUUUGGCUGUUUGUACGGCCUCUCAGUGUUCAAAGCACUCGUGUUGAGAGUCUGGUGGCAUAUCAAGGAGAAUGCUUUAGCAGAGACCCCCCCGUCAUCGUAAACAGUAAGCUGACUGCUUGCUGAGAUCAGUGACUGCUUUGUAAUGCUGAUAUACGAUGGUUGCAUUGCUGGAUUUUUUUUUUGACAAAUCCAGCUGCCCACGCUGACAUCUGGAUCCAGAGUCAUUUAUCCUGAAUCUGAUAGAUUGAGAGAUGAAUGGUUGAUUGUGCCCACUUCACAUGGAACAAGGAAGUUAUUCCCAUCUCAUCAAAACUCACUUGAACCAUCUGUGGCUGACUCAUAUUUGAGACACGCUGCCUCUUUCCCAAAUUCAACUGCAGCUGUCCAUUCACCUGGAAGUUUGAGGCUUGAACGGGAUAGCCAUAGGUGUCUCACUUGAUCCAACCUCACUGUCUGGGUUAAGAUUAGAGAAGCAGUCUAUCAUGAGGUAAAUGCAUAUGAUGAAAGCCUUCCUUCUGACAGAUUCCCUCUGAGAAUGGCAUGACAGGACAUGUGUGGUGAUUGGUGCCACAGACUGUAUGAGUUAGCAGAUUGUAUAGCAUAAAAGUGCCUUAAUGGAAAGUCCAUUAGCACAUCAGAGGACAGCAAUCACACCGGGGAGUAAUUGCCCUUCCCAAAAAAGUUCACAUGAAGGAGAUUGGAGUGAAUCAAAGACAGGAGUUCGUUACAGAGGAAACUUCUCUACACCUUGCUUGUACUGAUCCUGUCAGGCUCUUGUAAGCAUUUUCUAGGACCGCACGAUAUGGACAGAAUGCUGGCGUUGCGAUUGCUGUUAGUAGCGAUGUUAAUAAUUAAAUGAUUUACUGUUAGCUGACAGUUACAUGAAUGUUUGACCAGUGCUUCUGAUUUUAUAAGUUAAUUUAAUUUCUGAUACAUGAUUGAUAUUUGAAUAAGUGGGUUUAUUUAACUUGAGGAUUGUUUUUAAUUGUACGCAUGAGGGCACAAGAGCACAACUUGUUCCAGUAACUGACUGAAUGAUGCACAGCUCUGACUCUUGACUCCUGUCCAUCUAGUUAAUGGACUGAACUCCUCAUCUCCAUUUAAUUUUAGCCAGUAAUGCUACAGCCAUUGAUAAAGGGAUAUUGCAGGGAUUAAACUAUCACCAUCAAAGCUGAAAAGCAGAGAUCUAUCAAUGUUAUAUAGAUUUUUACUUAAAUUCUACACAUGAACUUCAAGCUAACCCCAAGCUAGGCCAUAUAUGUUCAUAGAAGGCUGCUUUUUUAUAAAAUAGAAAAAAAACAACCCUAAAACAUUGUUUAUAUAAAGCCCAGUGAUAUUUUCAUGGGUUCUAUUCAGGAGUUUAGGUUUGUCGUUUAAUGUUUAAUCACAAACUAAUAAAUUGACUUAUGUUGGAUUAUAUCAACGCCUAAAUUCAUCAGAACACCCACUGUGAUUGGUCACUAGCCUAAUUUGCAUAUUCCAACCCACUGUGAUAUCAGUAUUGCAAAGUUCAUUAUCGUGAUAAUGACCAACAAACAGUAUAUCGUGCAGCCCUAGUGUAUACCCUGACUUGCUAUAUGCUUAAGCUGUAUUUUGGUAAAUCAGUCCCAAAAUAGAUUUUUAAGGUGGCCUGAGGUCUCUGCACAGUUGAUCCUAUAAGAGCAGCGAAUUACACCAAUUUAUUUGGAGCCAAUCUGAAAGCACAUAGUCUGCCAAAGGCAUAAUUCUUUUAUAAUGACACUGGAUCUGGAACAAAGCAUUAAAUGUCAGGCCAAUUUUCAUAGGAGCACACUCAUCUGAACUCUGUGGCUGCGGCCUCAGUGAGCUAGAGAUACGGCAGACAUUUACAUGCUUUUUAUACCUGCCGUUGAUACUUUGAUAUAAGCUUAGGCAAUAGUGACGCCAGUGACUUCUUCAUUAGUGCUGAAGAGAAAGCCUAGUAGAAACAGAUGGCCUUAAUGAGAUCUUUCACUGGAGUCAAUAACAGAUAGUGGGAUGUUACAAUUAAAACAGGACUGGCAAAUUUGCUCCAGGGUGAGGAAAUGCCAUCAAAGCCCCAAGAAUGAGUUAGCAAACCAGUGCCACAGCUGCCCACGGCAUUUCAGAGUUUAUUGAGGUAAUAGCAGUGUUUUUUGGAAACCACUGUCACUCCAGUACUUAAAUCUGGCUUGCAACUUUUUGCUUUAGCUGGUUUAAAUGUGUAGAGAAAUACAUAAUUUGCUUAUUCAAGCUCUGCCCAUGUUUUCUUUCAAAGCAAUUGUUGCAAGUUGGACAAGCUUUAGAGAAUGUUGACAAAAAUGCUGUUUGAUCUAAUGAAUUUGGGUUUGAGUUCACAUUUACUACAUAGCGUUGAGUUGCCAGUUCAAAAUGGCCUGCGACGUUGUAGUCAGAUUGGAAAUUUGCCACUAUGCUAAUGUGGGGGUGGGCAAUUUGAUGAUACUUAUAAUCAGUUAUCAAGGCUAAAAAAGGUAACACUUCAAUUGAAGUGUGUCUACGUAACACAUUCACUGGACUACUAUGUUAUUUUACUGAUAGACAUUUUUUAAAAUAAACGUCUUCAUUUUUAUUUGGAAAACUAAAUAUAUUUUUAGUGAAAUGCCUCAUUUAUGGACAGCCAAAACAAAAUGACCUUGCUUCACCCUUUUAGUCAUUAAGUGCUUUGACACCUAGACACAGUUUGCUUAUACUUUCAACUUCUUUUUAAUGAUUUGUUUCUUCUUAAUCAUUUGUCUUUUGCAAUUUUAUUCUUUCUCAGUUUAACUCAAUAUCUUCUAUGUGUUAAUUAACCUAUAUUUAACUCUCUUGGGGUUCAAUGCUAGCACUGUUAGUGAUUUUCUUCCUGGCUUAUGGUAUUAAAAAAGGCACAAGUAUAAUUGUGCCUUGGUUAUCCUGUUUGAUUCACUUCUCUUUGAGUCUAAAUGUUGCACUGCUAUGCCAAGUAUUAAUAAAUUCUGUUUUGUCUUUACCUCAAAAGUGAUGGAAGCUAGCCAGACUGAAAUUCAUGUUAUGUAGAUCUUGAGAUUACAAUACAAAGUAGUCUACAUCUACAGCAUCUACAGGGAAUGGAUGAACAUCAUCACCCUGUAAAAUUGAGUGUCACCAUCACACUGAGAUUUAGUCAAACGAUUGUUCAUAACAUAUUUAUGAGUAAUUUACUGUCCAUAUAAUAAACGAACAUGCAAGUCAACAAAUGCUUAAAAAAAACAUAAAAAGAAGCUGAGUGUGAAAGUACUUAACCAAGCAUUGUUUUUUUGGUUGACCAGAAAUGAGGUGUUUUAUUGAAAAUUAUAUAAUUAAAAAAAACUUUUAUUUUGAAAAAGGCAUUCAGUAAAAUGACAUAGUAGUCCAUAUUAAUGGCAUAUAAACAUGUCUGCUUAAAAAAUGUUGAUUUGAAAUGUUGAAUGUUGAAGUGUUUAUAUAAGAUGCUAUGAAUGUUGAAUGUGUUAUGUAGACACCCUUCAAGUGAAGUGUUACCAAAGAAAUGUUGUGAUUUGUAUUGAGAAAAUAUAGAAAGUUAUAUUUGACAUUUUUUAAAUAUAAGAAGACACAUUCUGAUAAGGUAAGCUUAAAAAACGAUCUAUUCUAACAUGCAUACAAAACUUCUGACACCCCACAUCUUGACAGAAACUAAGAUGUGUCUGACAGUUUCUCAUUUGGCUGAAUGAGAUUUUUAGGAUCUGUAAAGCUUGUUAAACCCAGCUACAGCUAAAGAAUGAAUUUGUGGGCAGAGCAUCAGUAGGCCAGCUGAAGACCAGAUAACAGACGUCCUCUCUCCACUGUCCUGUUUCAUAUCUGACAGUCUUAUCUCAUCCUGUGCAGCAUCAGGAAAAGGGAGAUAAACCACUUAAGCCCUGUUAUUCCUAUUCUGAAAGAUUCUGCACCUGAACUACUUUUCUUUGUUUGUGUUUGUUUCCACUUUCAUCACUUUCAUUGACUUGUCUUUGUUCUUUUGGCAGCUACCUGAUAUGUUGAAUUGGGUGCACCUUUUUGUUCACAGCUUGCGGGGUGUGUUUGUUUUGAAAACGUCUGAUGUUCCUCAGUAUUGUUGCUCAGCUUAACAAGAUCCUGUUUUCCUGCUUUAAUGAGAGGCGCCGGCAGACGAUAACUGAGGGCCAUGUAAUGAGAAAUUAUGUGUAAAAUGAGUUUGAUUACCUGCUUCAUUGACUCAGGUAUUGUAGACGACGUCCAAUUGUUCUGGAAAAUCAGAUACAUGAUACACUUCUUCAGAUUUCAGCAGGCAAACUGCAGGAAAUAAUGAAAAUAUGCAGUUAAAUCAGGGGGGUUAAUUAGGUAUUAUGGUUUCUUCUAGCUUUUUUGGGCAGCUACUGUCAAUCCUGAGUUGCAUGCAUACUAAUAGGUUUACACUGCUUGUUUCAAUUUUUUUUGCUCAGGAAGCAGCGGACUGUGCAAAAUUAGGGAGAAUCCCUGCUGACUUCCUUUGAAAUUGAAAAACUCUUAAAAAGCACUUUCCUGAAUAUACUGCCUUUUUAGGUAGACCUGACAGCUGCAAAUAAACCAGCGUGAUUCGCUCAUCAUGUGUUUGUGAUUGAUAAGAAGCGUCUUAAGGCGAUCACGGCAGGUCCAGGACAUGUCUAGUUAACAGCAGGUUGCUGAGCCAUACUGUCAAAGUUGGCUACUUUGGGUGCUUUGGGCCGCACUGUGCAGUGAGCUGUCCAAAUCGUUGAGAAAGGUGGUCAUUUUAAUGUCCUGUGCAAUGCCAUGUCCUGUCUAUCUGUAUACUGACUGAAUGACAGAAUUGGGGUUGGGAGAGGUGAUGAUGCAGGCCAGAUGUGAGCUCAGCCCAAAAUUGCUUUUUCAUUGUUCUAUUUUGAAAUGCUAAAAUGGAAUUCAUAUCUGUAUCGAUUUAUUUUUAUCUGAAAUGCAUAUACUAUAAAAUAUGCUUUAUACUCUAGUAUGACCAAAGUAAUUGGCAUAUAAGAAAGAAGAGCAUAGCCCUACUAUUUUUAGAGAAACUGUCUGCUAUACAAUCAAGUUUAUAGAGAGUAUAGUUUUUUGCAGAUGAUAUUUCUGUACCAUUAUGUAUAUGAUGUGAAAUUUGUGUGAUGGUGUGUUUUCUUUGCCAAAAAGUGCAAAGCAGAUUUCAGUAACACUUGCUGUGUUCAUUAGGUUUACCUGACCCUACCUAGACUCACCACAACUGACAUAAACAUACAUGAACAGCUAUAAGGUUAUUCCAAUAAGAAUCAUCUAAAAUCAUAAAGCCUGCUUUUGUAAACUUUGGUAUCAAGUUGAUGUAAAAUUUGUUUUCAGACUUGUUUUGGGGUGAAAUCACAUAACAACAGAUAACGUUAUAACAGAUACUGGAGCUUAGUCUGAAUCACAGUGGCUUAAUUGCAUGCAGUAUAUGGCCAAAAGUAUGUGGACACCUGACCAUAACACCUAUUUGAGCUUGUUGGAUAUCCUAUUCCAAACCCCCCGCCCCCCCCUUGUGGCUAUAACUGACUCCACUCUUCUGGAACUUUAUAGUUGACACAGUGCAUUCCCGUAUGUAGUGUUUGCCUGGCAUCUGCCAAACUUAGCUUCAUCCAUCAGACUGCCAGAUAACGAAGUGUGAUUCGUCACUCCAGAAAACACAUUUCUACUGCUCCAGAGUCCAGUUGCUGCAUUCUUUACAUCAGUCCAGCCGACACUUGGCAUUGCGCAUAGUGAUCUUAGGCUUAUGUGCAGCUGGCCAUCCAUCAGAAUUUAUUUCAUGAAGCUCCUGAUCCACAGUUCUUGUGCUGAUACUGCUAUGAACUACUACUACUACUACCAACUAUCAAAAAGUUGAAGAACCUUCAGUCUAUGGAGAUUGCAUGGUUUUGUGCUUGAUUUUAUCCUCCUGUUAGCAGUGGCUGAAACCUCUGAACUCAAUAAUGAGGAGAGGUGUCCACAUACUUUAAGCCACAUAGUGUAUUUAUGAACUUAUAAACAGUAAAAUUAAACUUUUAUGUUUUAUGUCAGUUGCCAAGAAGGGUUUACGUAGGUGUCAUGCAGCCUUUUGAGCACUGCCCCACAGUGUAAAGUGUUACCCAUAUUUCUCUGUAUUUACUCUCUUAUUUCUAUUACAUAACUAUGUUGCAUAAGUCUUAGGCACAUGUGUACAUACGUGUAGCAGUUGUUUCAGUUUCCUUUUUUUAAACUGUUUUUAUGUUCAUCUUUUGUUUUAUUUGAAACCAAACCUACUGCUUUUGGAUUUAACUUGUGCUUCUCUUUUGUGUCAUGUUGUGAAUUUUAAUUGCUGUAUGAAGACUUUAUAUA